Sardina pilchardus (European sardine) is the source of this 1503-nucleotide messenger RNA. RefSeq lists its product as uncharacterized. The record is from RefSeq and is a predicted model, not a curated record. Gene Ontology annotation, molecular function: dynein complex binding. Gene Ontology annotation, biological process: spindle assembly; chromosome localization to nuclear envelope involved in homologous chromosome segregation; telomere localization. Lineage: Eukaryota; Metazoa; Chordata; Actinopteri; Clupeiformes; Clupeidae. The transcript is spliced from 12 exons. Gene Ontology annotation, cellular component: lateral element; chromosome, telomeric region; nuclear outer membrane. Bases 179 to 1354 code for a protein of 391 amino acids.
AGUGAUUAUGAUGAUGAAGUCCUGUGAUGACGACAAGGAGGAAAGCACACAGAUGGCCUAGAAACACCACCGCCAGUUUAAUGGCACUAUGGAAUAUUGCAGAGAAGCUCAUUGCAUCCCCUAGGACCUGACCAUUUGCACCGAUUGGAUAUUUUAAGUGGGAGUGAUUUGCCUCCAGAUGAAACGGAUCACAGGCCCUCAUGGGGCCAAAUCAACAGUUGUUGUCAAGAGAGAAAGCUCAUCUAAUAUCAGUGGACAAGGAGAAGCCAACAACCAUGGAAAUUGGGGUACAGUAAUGUAUGCUGAAGAGAAGAAUGAAAUCACUUGCUCCUCUGAUGUGGAUGUCCAUGUGAAAGGCCGCUUUGUGGAUCUGUGGCGCCAAAAGGACCAUCUACUAAAAAAGAAUGCCAUCCUCAAACAGUCCCUGAAUACCUGUGAAGAUGCCAAUGCUGAACUUCAUAAUGAGAACUCUGCCAUAAGAAAACAGAUCAAAAGUAUGGAGCAUUCGGUCAGGGGUUUGAGCCAGGUGAGGGCAGAAAUGGACAUCAUUCGUGCAGCACUUGCUGAGAAAGAGAUGACCAACUGUGGUCUUAAAGUCUGGAUUAGUAAACUGCAAAAGAAGAAUGAAGCUCUGAAGGACCACCUUGAAACCAGCACCAAUGAGAGAUCUGAUAACUUAUUGGCCAAGGAAAUGGACAAAAAAGACCAAAAGAAACUGACUCUGCAUGUUCUGGCAUUGCAGCAACAACUUGAGCUGACAAGGAUGAAGAUCGCAGAAAAAGACGAGAUUAUGUUGCAUAAAGAUUUUAUGAUUGAUCAGAAGAAGGCCUCCAUUGACGAGAUGAUCAGUAUUGGACAGGACCUGAAAAAGAAGGCUAAGGACCUGAAGAGACAGUUGGAAAUGGUAGAACAUGGUGCGGCAUCUGGACAGGAAAGUUCCGUGACCUCUGAUGGACAUCACACUGGAGCCACCAGGAACCAUUUGUCUCUGGCACAGGAGUUCAGCCUGUCUGGAUUUCAGGAGUCAUUUGACGAGGAGGUGAAGGCCACUGAGACGGUCAGCCUUCAGAGAGAGACCACUGACCGAACAGAGGAUGUAGUCAAGGAGUUGAACGAAGAGGUGGAAGAGAUCAUUCAGCAGGUGCAGGUCUCUGCAUCUGAGAACAGUACUCACUGGCUGAACAAGGCCUGGACCAGCUGCAAAAGAGGGGCCCUGCUCGGGGUUAGUUUUGGCCUGGGCACCGUGCUGCCCUUCUGCCUGUUGGGGGUCGCCAUGACAUCUUGCUCCAACUUCACCUCGACUGAUGCUCACCAAGACAUCCUGCAGCACGGCGCAUUUCUGCCGCCAUUUUAACUUCUCCAUGAGGCUGCAGAAAAACUUCAUCAGAAUUGUUGACACUGUGGUGUUUGCUCUGCAGAUGUAGAACUGGAUAUUUGCACAGCUUGUCUCAACAGGAUGAAGGACAACGGCCAUUAUUGCACAUCAUCCAAAAAUGGAGAGAU